Messenger RNA from Anarrhichthys ocellatus (wolf-eel), 1431 nucleotides. Its product is annotated as alanine aminotransferase 2. Bases 1 to 1431 code for a protein of 476 amino acids. The record is from RefSeq and is a predicted model, not a curated record. Gene Ontology annotation, molecular function: transaminase activity; pyridoxal phosphate binding. NCBI's taxonomy places the organism in Eukaryota, Metazoa, Chordata, Actinopteri, Perciformes, Anarhichadidae. Gene Ontology annotation, biological process: biosynthetic process. The transcript is spliced from 11 exons.
AUGUCUGUCCUGCAGGAGAUCAGUGUAAAUGUGAAGAACAUGAAGCAGUUACAUGCAUCCUUAGCCACACGAGCAAACCAGAUCAAGGAAGAGCUCAGUCAGGGAAUGAGAAAGCCCUACAAAGAAUUGAUAGAUGUCUGCAUGGGCGACCCGCACAGAGCCGGUGUGAAGCCUCUGACAUUUGUCCGACAGGUUCUUGCCGCAUGUCUUUACCCUCAGCUUGUGGACAGCGACAAACUGCCAGUGGACGUCAGACAGAGGGCUCAGAUGCUGCUUAAGGCAUGUGCUGGAGGGAGCGUCGGUUCUUACACUGCCACAGGGGGUAUUUCACAAAUAGUUCACAGAAUCUCCGAAUUCAUAACGAGACGAGACGGCAGUGCUCCAUCUUACCCUGAAAACAUUUACAUCAGCCCCGGCUCACAGUGGGCACUCAUGAAUAUUCUCAACGUCUUGGUGAACAGCAAGGCUUCACCCAGAACAGGUGUGCUGACUCCGAUGCCGUGCUACUCCACUUCCAAUCUGUCCAUGAUCGGGCUGGGGGCAGUUGUUGUUCCCUACAGCCUUCAUGAGGAGCAGGGCUGGGAGCUGCAGGUGGAGGAGCUGCACCAAGCGCUGAAAUCUGCAAAGGGAGUCUGCAAGCCUGUAGCUCUGUAUGUCAUCAACCCUGGGAAUCCCACGGGUCAUGUUCAAAGCAGGAAAUCAAUGCAAGAGGUGAUCCGGUUCGCUUCAGAGAAGAGGCUCUUCCUUCUGGCUGAUGAGGUCUACCAGGACUGUGUUUAUGGGGGAAAAAGUGAGUUUGUCUCUUACAAGAGGGUUCUGUCAGAGAUGGGUCCUCCUCUUUCAGACACAGUGGAGCUGGCCUCCUUCCACUCAGCAUCCAAAGGCUUCAUGGGAGAGUGUGGUCUGCGUGGUGGCUACGUGGAGCUGGUGAAUCUGGACCCCGUGGUCAUGAAAUACAUCUACAAACUGUUCUCAAAGGACAGUUGUGCACCUGUGUUGGGUCAGUUUGCCCUGGAUCUGUUGACGAACCCUCCACAACCAGGAGAUCCCUCGUACCCACUUUACAGUGAGGAGACACAACACAUCCGGACCACGCUGGCUCAUAAUGUAAAGAGAGUCUUUGAGGUCGUCAACAGUCUGCCGGGGAUCCGCUGCCAGCCGGUGGAAGGAGGAGCAUUCGGGUUCCCCAGACUGCACCUUCCACCUAAAGCCAUUCAGAAGGCCAAGGAAAUGGGAAUGCAACCAGAUGUGUUCUACUGCAUCAAACUACUGGAAGAGGCCGGUGUGUUCGUCGGUCCUGGUUGUGAAUAUGAGCCAAAGGAAGGCACCUACCACUUCAGGAUCUGCAUUAUAGUCCCUGAAGACGUUAUGGAAGAACUGCUGAGGCGCCUGAGCAGCUUUCACACACAGUUUAUGAAAGAUUUUUCUUAA